GCUGGUGCAGGGAGUUGAAAUGGAAGGAGGAGCUGUGUUUGGCCUUCUGUCUUGUCUUACAUUUUCCAUUCCGCUGCCCAAAGGGAAAGGAAGGAGUGAGGGAAUCUCUGAGCACAAAGAAGACGACUAAAAAUCCCAUUUUGAUCACUUCUCCCGUAACCCAAGAAAGACUACUCACUGAAAGUACAAGGAACCAAUCAAAGGCGAUAGAGAGAGAGAGAGAGAGAGAGAGGCCCGAUGUUGACAUAUCUUCUGUCACUGUUCUUAGACAGUCGUUCGUUUGUUGUGAGAGGCGUUCUUCUAUCUCGGAUCUCUGUCCUCUCCCUUUCGUUGUGGUCCAGGGGAUCGAAGUCCUUAGAUCUGCAGCUGUGUCUCCUGCCAACGCCCAACUCCAGAUGCCCGGCUCUUCUCGGUAGCUCUUUUUGAUACCAAAAGUUGGACCUUUUUGGCCGAGACUUCGUUGUUCGCGGUGGCGAUACUGGCCCUUGGCUUGGGUUGUCGUCUCCUGGAUCGCUGUAGCCGUUGCCGGCCCUCAAACGGGUGGGGCACCUGGGAAGUUGGCGUUUUUCCAUGGCGGAAGGCCCGCGGCCGCUGGGAUUUUGGAUGUUCCGCGUUCUGAUGUUGAAUCCGCUGCAGCGAUGUCCGCGAGAUGGAUGAGAGGGAGGGGCGAUGUGGAUUGAGCCUUCAGAUAAUUUACUUGCUGGAUGCUGCAGUGCUGAUGAACAAUUCUGCAUCCAGGAUUUGAUGGGAAUUACAUCCAAGUGGCUGUAGCCUAUUGCUAACUGGACUGCUUUAGGAGUCCUUUUUAGCUUGCAAUAUAGCCAUACAGGCUUUCCACGAUCAUCCCAGCAUGUCCUGGUCCCCAAGUCAUAGCCAAAAUCUGUACUAAAGGUAUUACUUUUGGUAUAAAGGAACUCCCAAUAAUUUUUGUGAAAAUGUGGACCUUGUCAGCAGAUUUCAAGAACCUCAUCCCUGAAUUCCUUCACACUAUGACUUUUGAUAUGGAUUCUUAUGUUCCAUCUCUAAUAGCAACCUUUCCUUAUUUUCAUGCUUUCCUUGUAGGAUAAUCUUUUUAAUGAUCUUAUUUAACACUGUAAUUUACUGAUUUGGGAACUUUUCUAGUUGUUGUUGUACGUUGUUUCACCAGGGACAUAACUUUUUCCUGUCUAUUGCACAUUCUUACAUCAGGUGUACAACAAAACUUUUUUCCUAGUGUUGCACAUUCGUAUGUUUUGGUACAAUAUUGGUGACAGUUGUUGGAGGCACAGAUGAACUAUAGUUAGUAUUCAAUUAUGGUGGAUUUUCUUUGUUCUGUCUAGUAUCUCUUUUUUAGCUAGGCACAUCAACGGUGAAGAUGAAGGAAAUUGUUAUAAUCACUAUUUUUCUUUAGAUUAUUGUCAUCAAUAUUCUUCUUUGGAUUGCUAUCAUCAGUGAUUUUUAUCAUCAUUAGGUUCUAUCUGGUAUUGCUACUGGUGAUUCAUUUUGAUCAUUCCCCUUUUCUCACCUGCAAACUACUAUUCUUUCUAACCACCUGCUGAAGUUGCUUAGGAGUAGGGAUGACUUUUGCUUUAUGCUAAACAUGAAUUACACUAUAUCCUUUAAGCAAAAUGAAAGCCCAUUUGACAUUCAAAUGUUUGUUGUACAUGUUUUACUUUUCUUGGAUAAGAAAAUAUACCAAGUCCCUUUGGCAUCAUAUUCUUAUUUUUCUUUGCUGACCAAGUUUAGAACUUGCAGGAAUGGCAACAAAAGUGCAGAAUAAAAAUUACCUUCCAGGAUAUUGUUCCAUGCAGGAUGUCAAGGAGGAUGCAACAAGCGGUUGGUAUACUUACUUUCAGGAUAAGAAAUCAAGUGAGUAUCUCCAUGAUAGUUACGUACCAAAGCUGGUGAAUGGAAACUCAGGGCAGGAUAAAGAAAUGUUAAAGCAGAUGAUGCUUGAACAUGACACCAUAUUUAGGAACCAGGUAUUUGAACUUCAUCGUCUUUAUAGAAUACAGAAAGACUUGAUGAAUGAGUUUCAAACUAGAAGGUUUUAUCAGCCUUCUAUGGUGGCAGAAGCAUCACACUCAAAUUGUUUAUCUCAAAUGCGAACAGAAUGCACUGGAGGAAUGUCAGAUGUUUCUCACUUUACCAUAGGAAAUACCAGCUAUGGACAGACACCUGUUGCAGGCACUGAGAGGCUUCAGGUCAAUUUUACAAGGGAAGGCAGCACUCAAUCUGAUCAUAUCCCAUUAUCAAAUGAUGCUUCUCCAAAGGGCAUCAAGCAACUAGACUACAGGUCUCAGAAGAGGAGAACGUUUGACCUUCAACUGCCAGCUGAUGUAUACAUAGACAUUGACGAUAGUGAUGAAUAUGGGCAGACAAAUAUCACUGAGCCAUCAUGUAGUUCUAGUAUUCUCAAGAAUGGAACUUGCUCUCUCUAUUCUGAGAAUGAUGUGAAGCUCACUCUAGCGAGUAGUCACGGAGAAGACCAUUACAUGUCGAAGUCACCAACACAAGUCAGUGUAUCAGCCUGCAGCACAGUCGAUAUAAGUAAAUCUACAACAGAAAUGUGUUUUGAGAGACCCGCAAACUCUGCGUUUGUUCAGUUACUUGGCUUCAAGACACACAGUGAAUGUAGCCAAGGGCACCAUUCUUCGGUGAGAUCAAAUACACUUUUUGUGGAUAGGCACAGUGAUCAACAGGCUACUUCAGAGUUCUUGUCUGCGAAUGUACACACAAAAAGAGAAUGGCCAUUCUCUAGUCAUGAAUCUGGUGGGAAUGGGAGCUCUGUGUUUUUUCUCGAUCAGACAUCCUAUAAUUAUAAUGUCUCAACAUCUAGAGCAUUACAGUUGAACACUAAGAGAUGUGGCAGAAGUUUUUCAUUUGAUUGUAAUAACCCGGAGAUACGAUCUAGACAAGAUUCAAUUCAUGAUGUCCAGGCACCUGUAAGGGCCCCUCACUUCACCUGCUCAAAUUCAGGUCUGAUGUCUCCUUCAAUGCCUUCUUCAAUCACAAUUCCCCAGGCCGAUUCAACCAGUUAUGGAUCUUCAUUUAUUUCAUCUUGGAGAAAACCUGCCACCAGCAUAAGCAACGAGACACUUGCGAUUCAAACACUUCCAUGCUGCAGUGGAUCAUCAAAUCCAAGUAAUGAGAUGUUGAGUUCCAAGAUAGAUGCUCAGAUUCCUAUUCCUUGUGAAUGGUGGCAAUAUGGUAGGAACCUGACCACAAGCCAAGAAUCUGGUUUUGGUGUCUAUCGGACAAAUGGAUUUCACCAUGGUUUUCGACCAGAUUCUCAUUUUGUACUACAUUCGAAAGUUGUAUCUAGUGGACCAGACCAGACCGAUGAUAGUAAUGAAGGUCUUCAUGAUUAUACAUCUGGAAGCUGUGUAAAGGGUUUUGCAAGCAGAGAUUUGAAAAGUCCAACAAACAUGAACAUAAAUCAAGUAUUUCCAAGUGGUAUUGAAGAUGUUGGAGAUAAAUACGACAAAUUGUCAGUGGGUUCAUCUUGUCUCGGAAAGAAGAUAUCUUGUAAUUUGUCUGUUGGCUUGAACAAACAUGCCUCCAAAGCGGCUUUCAGCUUCUCAAGUGGACAACCUCAGCUUAAUUCCAGAUCUGAAGCCGUUGCUCCAGACAUUGGGAGGAAAGUAGAAAAGGAGCUAGAUUAUUCUCUCUGUAAUCUGCAGGAAGUCAUGCCAAGUUGUCAGUUUAUGGAUCACAAGAUGCAGGGAAAUGAAGUUUCUGAAAACAAUGGCGAAAAAAUCCUUCGUCUUUUUGUUCAUGAUAAAAAUCAGCAAAUUAACAUGUCUGUUUCUGUUGGACAUAUGGAAAAACAUUUAACUGACAAUACCAAGAUUAUGAUAAAUGAUGACAUGACCUUCACAGACUUGGGAUGUGAUCCAAAAGUCCUAAAAUCGCAGACAGAUAUUCAUGUUGGUGACUCGGUCACUGAAACAUGUCAUGGGGAGUCCAAAGGGAGCUUUAGGAAUCACAUUGAUCUGAAUGUUGAGUUAGCAUGUACAGAUUAUCCCAUAUCUUCAGUGAAACUACUUCAAGGCGAGAUAGUGGUUCAGUCAUCACACUGUAUACCAAGCUUUGGUGCAAAAAUUGCUUCUGACAUUGAUUUGGAGGCACCGAUAUCCCAGUACGAAAUGGGUAUCAUAAAUAAGCAGAGAUACAUCCCAUUAAGCGAGAAAGAUGGUUCAAAGGAAAAGGACUACUCUGUCGAUGCACUAAUUAGAUUGGCUGCAGAGAAUUUGGUUGCUAUUUCUUUAGAUUGCAAUGGAUGUUUGCCUGGAUUUGACACCUUGUCUUGGUUUGCGGAUGUUGUAUCAUGCAGUGCAGAAAAUUCAAGGCUUCUGGGUAAUGUGGGAGAUGGUGGUACAAAAUCUUCAGAUGAUGAUGAUGAUUUUGAUCUUUUUGAAGCCAUGACGCUGACCCUUGAAGAAAUUAAGGUGGAUCAGUAUUGGUCUAGACCUAAAGAGCUCGAUGACAAAGAUGUAAAGAAAGACAAAGGAGAUGCAGGUUUAGCUUCAUUGCUUCUCACAAAGCCUCGGCGUGGCCAGGCACGAAAGAGGAGGCAGCGGAAGGACUUCCAGAGAGAUAUCCUGCCAGGGCUAGCAACACUGUCAAGGCACGAAACAACAGAGGAUCUUCGAACCAUUGGGGUGAUGAUGCAAGCAACAGGUAGCCCUUGGCAGACAGCUUUAACAAGAAGGACCAAAGGUCAGAAUCAAAUGACCUGCAGAGCAAAGGGAAGGAGGCAGCCUAGAAGUUUGGCCAUCACCAUCGAGGAGAUUCACGUCAUCCCCCCUCUGCAUCCACAACCCGGUAAUUUUGAAGUAGGAGUUAAUGACAGGAGCAUGAUCGGAUGGGGAAGGAUAACAAGGCGGCCGCGCAGGCAGAGAUGCCCUCUUGGCAGUCUCCCUCUUCCUCUAACUUAGGAGGAGCACCAAAGUUGCAAUGUUCUUUCCAUGGAGGAAUUCAACACUUUUGUUCUUUGGGGUGCAAAUGGAAUUAUUAUAUAUCGUCUUCAUAAGCUUGUAGGUUUCAGAGUAAAUGCUGCAUUGCUUCAUGAAGCCGAGAAGAUUCUGACUGAAGACUAGUUCAGUGAUUUCCAUGUAAUCUAAGCUCAUUGUAAAACUGCUGAUUGAUAUGCUGCAUUUCUUGCACCUCCUUCUUGUUGCUGCUGCAACAAAUCAAAAUGCUUUUUUAUGUGGAUCUGCCAUGGUUCCUCUCACUCAGACAUGAUAUUUAGAUGUUGGUUUUUCUGCAGCAUGCCUCUCUAA
Molecule: messenger RNA, 5264 nt
Organism: Musa acuminata AAA Group (dessert banana)
Lineage: Eukaryota; Viridiplantae; Streptophyta; Magnoliopsida; Zingiberales; Musaceae
Exons: 5
Coding region: 1737-4919 (1060 amino acids)
Source: RefSeq, a predicted model, not a curated record